CUCUUCAGCUUUUGCUUUCUCUUCCCUCUCAUUUCUCCCUCUCCCUCUCCCUCUCCCUGUCCCCUCUCUCUCUCUCUCUCUCUCAUCUUCUUGUUCUGAUAUCUGACCUAAUUGUCUGGUCUGUACUGUAUCGACACCGCCAAGAUCGGACCACCACCCUCCAUAUCCAAAGAGAAGAUCCCUCAAGAUCUGUCGUGUCCCUCCAUUAUAGAUCUGAACCGUCGGCAGUAGUGGUGUUGAGCGCAGCCGGAGGAACCGAGUUUUCGGAAGCGCGGACGUUAGAGAUCCUUGCGGAGGAAGGAAGAGGAAGAAGAUGACUCCGGCUAACUUGGCAGGGCAGUUCGGGGACACCACCUACACCAAGGUGUUCGUGGGAGGGCUGGCUUGGGAGACGCAGAAGGACACCAUGAAGAAGUACUUUGAACAGUUCGGGGAGAUUCUGGAGGCCGUCGUCAUCACUGAUAAGGCCACUGGCAGGUCCAAAGGAUACGGCUUCGUGACGUUUCGAGAGCCAGAAGCAGCGAUGCGAGCGUGCGUGGAUGCGUCUCCGGUGAUAGAUGGGAGGAGAGCUAACUGCAAUCUUGCCUGCCUUGGCCUCCAAAGAUCCAAACCUUCCACCCCCAAAACGGGUGGAGGAGGGAGGAAUAUGAGGGGGAUGAGCGGAUUCCAGACAGGAGGGUUUCAUGGAGGCGUGGGCACAGCUUUUGCUUCUGCAGCAACCUUCCCCCAUUAUGCGCUCCAACAAGGCUUCCCAUUUAGCCUUUAUGCUGGGUACUCCUCCUAUUCACCAGAUUACACUUACCCCGCGAACUACUAUAGCGUGUAUGGAGGAGCUGCUGCACAGUACCCAAUGUACGGGACCGGCCCUAGCGGGCUCAUGAAUGGCGCGGCGACGGCAUUUUACCCAUAUCUACAUCUCGCCGGCGAAGGGAGCAGCGGAGGUUCGAGCUACAGUUCGGGCCAGAAUUACGGAGUCCAAUACCCGCAUCACCUCUUCCACUACUCGGCCAUCAACUCGACCUCGGGCUACCCGGCGCAGCACUAUGCGGCCCCCAUGUCUCUCGCACCCACUCCUGCUCUUCACUCAGUUUGUUUUGCUGUGCCACAGGCGUGACGAUGGCGUUGCAUGCCCCGAUACCACAUCGCUAGACUGGACUCAUCGUCUUUUUGGUCCCAAGCCUUCUUUACGUUUUUGCUCAGCCCUUCUCUGAAGCCUCAAAGACCUUAAAAGCCUAACCAUGGUUCUGUGUCUCUCUCUCUUUAUCUCUCUCUAACACUCAUGAGCCCAUGCCUUCGGCAUUCUCGGGCCAUCUCAUUCAUGCCAAGCCCUCUGUAGGGGUCAAAAAAUCACACCUCCGAGAGAAUUGGAGUGUGUUUCAUGCAUCAGCAUCAUCAUCAUCUCCUUGCAUUUUUUUUCCAAACAAGGAUUCAUCAUGACCAGCUCAAGCUAUGUUAUGGAAAUAGCCCAGAGUUGGGAGGAGAAAGAAAAAAAGCUCUUUUCUUUUUUCAAAGUCUUGGCUCCUGGGGGAGCCUUUGACUACUGAGAAGAUUAUUUUAGCCCUUGGGAAAGAGGCUAAGAAGAGAAAAAAGAAAAAUGAAGAAACCCUUCAAAAAAGGUUUGCUAAAAAUCUGUAAAUUUCUCACCAACCAAAAGAAAACAAAUGGCAAGCCCAUCCUCACUUUUGGAAGUUUGACUAGUCUAGGCUAGGCUAGGAAACUGGCUAAUCCGUCCAAAUUACUCGAAAACUAAUCACCUCUCAAAAUGAAGGGUUAGUUUUAGAAAAAGAAAUUUCGGGCCAGGUGGGCCCCAAAUUUUGUUUGUGUUAACAUGUAGUACUGUCUUAAACAUCUGUAAUUAGCACUAGGAGUUAGCCGGGCAUUUGUUAAAUACUUCAUCAUCAAUGGUGAAUUCUCACAUAAACUAUCUACUAAUCAACCAUCAUCCCUUAGGGUAAGGGAACAUAGUCAUGUUUUGUUAUUUUUUGCUCAAUACCCUUUUUUCUUCUGUAGCAUGAAUGGGGGUUGAACCAUGGGAGGUCAAGCCCCAACAAUGUAGAGACAAGUAGAAGGAUUAGAAUAGGACUUUCUCCCCUUUUGCAUCUAGGCUUGUAAUAACUGACCAUAACUUUGAGGUCUCCAUUAAUGGAAGAUGGAGCUCAAAGCAUUUUGCAUGCAACCCAGAUUGGGAUAUAUUUUGUUUCCCUUGGGUUCUCCUCCGCUGACACCCUUUCAAGUUUCAACCAUGGUUAGGACUUUAAGCCGUCAUCAUCAUCCUUUCUCAUUGAAGCUCCCGCUUUUCCACCCUCCCACUCUCUUCCUGUCUCUCUUCCAUUGAUCUUCUCCAUCGCAUCAGCUCUCUCUCUCUCUCUCUCUCUCUCCCUCACACCGCCCUCCCCCCAACACACACCCCCCCUCCCCCAAAAAAAAAAAAAAAAAAAAAAAAAAAAAAACCCACUCGUCUCCGUGAAAACUUUCGUUUAUUAAUUCUGUGGACCUUGAUAAUGUCGUCGAUGUAUUUACAAGACUGCUUGGAUUGUAAUGUUUAGCUAGCAUGCUAUGUUGGAUAUAAGUGGUUCAUUCAUCAUUCAAGGUUGGAUGAGGAUGAAUCAGCUACUCCUUUCCUAAGUUUAUUGCCUUAAAUCGAGACUUCUGUGCGUAUUAUGUUGUUU
Molecule: messenger RNA, 2669 nt
Organism: Eucalyptus grandis
Lineage: Eukaryota; Viridiplantae; Streptophyta; Magnoliopsida; Myrtales; Myrtaceae
Product: RNA-binding protein 24
Exons: 6
Coding region: 314-1114 (266 amino acids)
Molecular function (GO): RNA binding
Source: RefSeq, a predicted model, not a curated record